AUGGAGGCACAUGUGACAGUCAUCGAUUAUCCAAUGGCGUCACUGAAAGUGAAGAAGGGAUCCCUACUCAUUGAUUCCAGCACCAUUGAUCCAGGUGUCUCCAAGGAAAUGGCAGUUGCCACAGAGAAACUGGGAGCUGUUUUCAUGGAUGCCCCAGUGUCUGGAGGUGUUGGUGCUGCCACUUCAGGUAAACUCACCUUUAUGGUUGGUGGGCUAGAGGUGGAAUUCAAUGCAGCCAAGGAGCUUCUGAGCUGUAUGGGUGCUAAUGUGGUGUACUGUGGCCAAGUUGGCACCGGACAGGCAGCUAAAAUCUGCAACAAUAUGCUGCUGGCCAUUGGGAUGAUUGGAACAGCAGAGACCAUGAACUUGGGAAUCAGAUUAGGGCUUGACCCAAAACUUCUGGCGACGAUCUUGAACAUGAGCUCUGGCCGCUGCUGGUCAAGUGACACAUACAACCCUGUCCCGGGAGUUAUGGAGGGAGUGCCCUCGGCAAACAACUACCAGGGUGGCUUCGGAACUACACUAAUGGCCAAGGAUCUGGGACUUGCUCAGAAUACAGCAACUAACACAAAGACACCAGUGCCGUUGGGCUCUCUGGCCCAUCAGAUUUACCGCAUGAUGUGCGCACGCGGCUACGCCAGCAAGGACUUCUCAUCUGUCUUCCAGUUCCUUCGAGAAGAGGAGGGCCAGUAGACGGCAACACUCUCUGUCCCUUCCAAAGCCUUACCCAGCACUGCCUGCCUUUCACAUGACCCGACAUGCAAAACUUUGACCCAACUAUGUGAUUUCAUUGGCAUGUGUGUGCUGGGAGCCAUAAAUGAGUGAGUGAGCACAUAUGUAGAUUGGAUGGUAGUGAGAAAGGUGUGUGUGUAAUGUUUGAGGCUGUGAGUUCCUGUUGGAAUCAUGUUACUUUUGUGAGUCCACUCAUGUACAAUUAGUAAUCCACCAAUCAAUUGAUGAGAUGCUGUGAAUUAAAUUUGUUCAGAUUUUUUUUUCUUGCCUUCGUUGCUGUUCUGUAGGCUAACAAAAAUUUAUAAUUUCAUUCUCUCAAACCACAAACCCGCAAGACUCAGAUCAGCCUUUACACUCCUUUUCUUUGCAUAUGUACAAUUUUAGUUUUUAUGUAUUUAAUGUAUCUGUUGAGUCUAAUUUGCUGGGGCCUAGUCUUGGCAAUUGUUAAUGGUGUUGGAUCUACAUAUAAACACCUGGAAAUUAAAGCAGGAAAUAUCUGUAGCUUUGAUGUUAAGACUGUAGCAUGUUGAUACAUGUUUAUUACACCUAUUUUUCAGUUCUACACAAACCUGGAAACUGAAGUGGUAUUGUAAGGGUACUAAGCAUGGUUUACAAUUGUAUAGGUAAUCCUGAUGAAUGCGGUUAACCAGUUAAAAUUAUGCAACAAAGCACAUAUUUUUACUUGGUCUCCUCCCUCUCUUCAAGGUCAAGCAGUGGAAUGUUUUUUGAUGCUUCUUUAUGAAGCCUCACCUUGAAUUCAGUGGCAUGUAACAUGCACAAUAAAGAUGACUCAUCAACA
This is a messenger RNA of Sinocyclocheilus grahami, 1531 nucleotides long. RefSeq names its product 3-hydroxyisobutyrate dehydrogenase, mitochondrial-like. Gene Ontology annotation, biological process: L-valine catabolic process. Bases 1 to 693 code for a protein of 230 amino acids. Gene Ontology annotation, cellular component: mitochondrion. The transcript is spliced from 6 exons. The record is from RefSeq and is a predicted model, not a curated record. Gene Ontology annotation, molecular function: 3-hydroxyisobutyrate dehydrogenase activity; NADP binding; NAD binding. NCBI's taxonomy places the organism in Eukaryota, Metazoa, Chordata, Actinopteri, Cypriniformes, Cyprinidae.